This is a messenger RNA of Stegostoma tigrinum, 3226 nucleotides long. RefSeq names its product ubiquitin specific peptidase 16 (gene usp16). NCBI's taxonomy places the organism in Eukaryota, Metazoa, Chordata, Chondrichthyes, Orectolobiformes, Stegostomatidae. The record is from RefSeq and is a predicted model, not a curated record. Gene Ontology annotation, molecular function: cysteine-type deubiquitinase activity; zinc ion binding; cysteine-type endopeptidase activity. The coding region runs from base 143 to 2656 and encodes 837 amino acids. Gene Ontology annotation, biological process: protein deubiquitination. The transcript has 18 exons. Gene Ontology annotation, cellular component: nucleus; cytosol.
CAUCGUCACAAAUUGACCUGUUCUAGAUGGAGAUCACACUUGUGGAUGAAAAGUGACUGAUUUUAUGAUAGAUUUACAAUGAACAUUUGUUCAACACCUAAGACGAAGAGUUAAAGUUGAGUAUUGCAGCAGCAACAUUGAAAUGGGAAAGAAAAAGGAAAGACAGAAUUCUCCACAGGAUGAUGAAACCUCUGAUAGCUAUGUGUCACAAUGUUUACAUGUUCGUAAGGGAGUGAAUCUAAACCAGAUUAAGAAACAGUUACAUCAGCGCUGUUGGAAUGUUUGUGAAGACUGCAAAACAGAGGAGAAACAUGAUGACCAUCCAGCAGUCUGGUUAUGCUUAAAAUGUGGUCAUCAGGGUUGUGGAAGGAAUUCAGAAGAACAACACGCCCUUAAACAUCAUGAGAAGCAGCAUUCGGAACCACAUUGUGUGGUUCUUAAUUUGGACUGUUGGACUGCAUGGUGCUACUUGUGUGAUGACGAAAUACAUUAUGAAGUCAAAGAUCAGUUAGGUCAAUUUGUAGCAUAUAUCCAAAAAAAGACUGCUGACAAAUGUGUAAAAGGAGCUAUGAUGGCUCAAACAAAUGAAAAAAUUAAGGGAAAGGAAGAUAAUACUACAGAAACUGGGAAACAUGAGAAAGAAAAGUCUGUGGCGCAAAUCAACCAACAGAUACCAGUGAAAGGACUCAGCAAUCUUGGCAAUACUUGUUUUUUUAAUGCUGUCAUGCAGAUCUUAUCACAGACCUAUGUACUGCAUGAGUUGAUUCAGCAGUUAAAAAUGAAUGAAACUACACUGACAAUUGUGACACCUGAUUCUUUAAAUUUGGGACAGCUAGAGAUUCACCUUGAUCAACCAGGACCAUUGUCAUCAGCAAUGUGCCAAUUUCUUCUUGAAUUCCAAGAUACCAAAAAAAAUGUUGUCACUCCAAAGGAGCUGUUCGCUCAGGUCUGUAAAAAAGCUGUACGAUUUAAAGGAUUCCAGCAGCAGGAUAGCCAGGAGUUGCUUCGUUACUUAUUAGAUGGAAUGAGAACUGAGGAGAUCAAACGCAUAGGUGCUGGUAUUUUAAAAGCCUUGAAUUACACUUCAGAGAUGAUGGAAAAUGAAGAAUCCAAGAAAACCAUGAAAGCAUAUGAAAAAGAGGGCUCCAUGCUGAACUUCGUUGACCGGGUGUUUGGUGGCACAAUGACAAGUACAAUCAUGUGUGAGGAGUGUAAAAUGGUUACAUUAGUAGAAGAAUCAUUUUUAGACUUGUCGCUCCCCGUUUUGGAUGAGCAGAUUGAUAAAAAAAAAUCUCUGGGAAAAUCUGGAAGGAACAUUAUUGAUGGGGAUCAGAAUGAUAACCGUGGCGAUUGUGAUGGAAACUUUAUUUCCAAGAACAGAGACGAUGUCUCAGCUGGCACUAGCAAGUACCAACAGAAGAAGGCAAAGAAACAGGCUAAAAAGCAGGCCAAGAACCAACGUCAGCAGCAAAAGCAUCAGGCAAAACUACUCGAUUUGGAGAACUCUCCUGAAAAAUGUUCUUUGGAUGAUGUACCAAUUGGAAAAAUUGCUUCCUCUCUAGAAAACAAGACAUAUCUGGAGUCUAGUAACAUUGUGGAAACUGUUUCUCCAGAACAGAGUCCUUUGGACAGCUUUUCUACUGGCCAUCAUCUUGAAACCAUGCAAAAAGAACCUGUGGAAGGAAGUAUUCAAGAACUGACCCAAGUCAACACUGAUAUAGAUGAUGAAGAGGGUGAAAUUAUGCCUUGGAAAUCUCCCUCUGAUCAGUCCGACAACUCAAAGAACUUUGACUCUUCAGAUAUAUUUGAGUCAAACACGAUGAAUGAGAACCAAUUUAAUGCACUUUGCUCCAGUGAAGAUGAAGAAAAUAUUAUCAAUAACCUGAACAAAUUGAACUUGAACGAGUGUAUAGUAAAUCAUGAUGAAAUAACUUUAACUCUGGAAGAGUAUAAAAACUCUUCUGAAACAAAUGAUCUGCUCACUUCCGCAAAAGACAAGCGGGUGGUCUGGCUGGACCCAGAGAAAGCAUUUUGCACCCUUACAGACCGAGAGCACUUAACUGUAGAGGACUGUUCUGUUGGGGCUUGUUUACGUCAGUUCACCCAAAUGGAAAAACUCAUUGGAGCAAAUAAACUGCUAUGUGAAGAAUGCACCCAAAGACAGUACAAGGGAGGAUCAAAAACCAAUGCAAAUGAUGAGAAGAAAGUGUACACGAAUGCCAGAAAGCAAAUGCUUAUAUCAUCUCCUCCUCCAAUUCUUACACUUCAUUUGAAAAGAUUUCAGCAGCUAGGUUUCAAUCUUCGCAAAAUAAACAAGCAUAUUCAUUUUCCACAAGUGCUUGAUCUUGCUCCUUUCUGUGCAUUGAACUGCAAGAAUGUGGCAGAGAACUGUACAGAUGUAUUAUAUAGUCUGUAUGGAGUUGUGGAACACAGUGGCACAAUGAGAUCAGGACACUAUACAGCUUAUGUCAAGGUUCGAACUCCCAGCAGCUGCCUCACUGAAUACGCAAUGACCAGAUGUACACUGUCAGAAUUCAAAGGAGAGUCACCCAUUGGAAACUGGUUCCACAUAAGUGAUACCCGUGUGCAAGGUGUACCAGAGACUAAAGUUCUAAGUGCCCAGGCCUACCUGCUCUUUUAUGAGAGAAUUCUCUAACUGUCUUUUAUGAAACAAUACAUUAGUUCAUGUCCAAAUAGACCAACUAGACCACCGGCAGAAAAACGGAAAGUAGUAUCCAGAUUCUAAAUCUAUGCAACAUUGAGAUUAAAUAAUUAUUGCCUAUGGUAGGAAUGGCUUAUACUUGUAUGAACCCUCAUGUACUAUUGUAGGUUAAGAAAUGUUUAUUAAGCAAUACAGUAAUUGAGUAAGCCAUACAAAAAUAACAAUGUAUUAACAAAAUGUACAGUAUUGUCAAUGUUCACAACUCCCACCUUUCCUAAACACACAACUACCAAGUUACUAAAAUAUUCACAUUUGUUAAUUUUUAAAGAAUUAAAUUAUUCUACUCGUCUGCAUGUUGUGAAAUGUUGUUAAAGCUUGAAUGUCAGGAAGACAACCAUCUGUUGAUCAGACCAACUGACUUUCACUCUAGAGGGUUAACCAUUGGCAGCUGCUUGAGUUAAGAAACUGAAUUUUGAAACAAAUGCUAUGUAUAAUAGAAUGCUGUACAGUUCGCUGUAAAGUCAUAAGCAAUUAAACUUGAAUAAAAUGUGUUUAUAUUCCUUG